UGGUGCUGAGGCUGGUCCCAGCAAACAGGGCGGAUGCUGCCGUUCCCUCGAGUAUUUACUUAUCUUUAUGCAUGUUAAAUGCUACUCUACAUGGACGAUUGUGCUCCGGUGUACCCUCGGUGAACGAGACGCCAGGGGGUUCGCGGGGUGAGUGAAGCUGCUCGGCUAGACGGUGCAGCGGCAGAAGCUCACAUCAGCAGCCGAGCAGGCAGGGCCUCGUUCGUGGUGGGUUCACUGGAGCCGGUAGAAGGAAAAACAAAGUGAGGGGGCUUUGGAGGACAAAAAAACGGGGUGCAAAGCAUGACCGACACAGAGGAGGCUGCUCUUGGUGACCCAGAGCCGGCUGAAGACGUCACCGAGGCGGGCUUCAUGACACAGCAGGAGGAGGCCCUGUUUCGAGAAGAUAUGGAGAGACUUUUGGAGGAAAACCACAUCCUUAAGUGUGAGAUAGAGGAGAUGAGGGCCGAGAUGGACGAGAUGCGGGACACAUUCUACGAGGAGGACACCUGCCAGCUGCAGGAAAUGAGGCGCGAGCUGGAGAGAGCCAACAAAAACUGCCGGAUCCUGCAGUAUCGCCUGCGCAAGGCAGAGAGGAAGAGGCUGCGCUACGCCCAGACGGGAGAGAUCGAUGAGGAGCUGCUCAGGAGUCUGGAACAGGACCUGAAGGUUGCCAAAGACGUGUCGGUGAGGCUCCAUCACGAGCUGGAAAAGGUGGAGGAGAACCGCACCAAAACUGAGGACGAGAAUGAGAAACUGAGGCAGAACCUCAUCGAGGUGGAGGUGACCAAACAAGCUCUGCAGAAUGAGCUGGACAAAUCCAAAGAGAAGAGACGAAGUGGCAAGGAUGUCCAGAAGACAGAUAAGAAAGCAGCACAGACUCCCACUGAGGAGGACAAUGAGGACCUUAAGUGCCAGAUGGCCUUGAUCAAAGAAGAGGCCAUACUUAUGAGGAGAAAGACGGCCACCAUCGACAAAGAGAAGGACCGCCUGGAGCAGGAGCUGCAAAAGUACCGCUCUUUUUAUGGCGAACUGGACAGCACCCAUCCCAAAGGCGAGGCCGGGGGUCCUCCCUCAACACGCGAAUCAGAGCUGAAGUUGCGACUCCGCCUGGUGGAGGAGGAGGCCAACAUCUUGGGGAGGAAAAUUGUAGAACUUGAGGUGGAGAACCGAGGCCUGAGAUCUGAGCUCGAUGACCUCCGCGGGGAGGGUGAAGGGGAAGGAAGCUCCGGAGGCGGCGCAUUGGGAGGCUACGGCACGGGGCGAGGGCUCGGGGACGACCUGACGGAGCUCAGGCAACAGCUACAGCUGGUAGAGGACGAGGCGGAGCUCUUGAGGAGGAACCUUGCAGACGCAGAGGAGCAGAACCAAAGGGUGACAGCCGACCUGAACAAGCUGCGGUUCAAAGCCGGCACCCAUGAGGGCGGGGCCAGGCACGGAGGAGGAGGACUCUCGGGAGGAACUGGGAUCGAAGGAGUGAAGGCAGAGGCCUUGCAGGAGGAGCUAAAGGCGGCCAGGCUUCAGAUAAACGACCUAAGUGGCAAGGUAAUGCAGCUGCAGUACGAGAACCGCGUGCUCCUCUCCAACAUGCAACGCUACGACUUGGCUUCCCACCUUUCCCUGCGGCCCAGCCCAAGGGACAGCGAUGCCGAGAGCGAUGCCGGCGGGACAAGCGUUCGGCGCGAGAGUGACGAAGACUCCACGUCGUCCCGCCUGCUUCCUCCUCCCCGCAAACGCGAGGGCCCCGUCGGCGGAGAGAGCGACUCAGACGAGGUCAGGAACAUUAAUGGCAGCAGCCGUUGCUUGACCCCGACCAGGGGCCUCCUCACGCCCUCUGGACCAGAGGGCGCCGCCUCCUCCCCUUUAUCCUGCUUCCUUCCUGGUGGGCGGGGCAGCCUGCACGACAGGCAGCAAAUGAUUGACAUCCGAGUGGAAGCGGAGAGGCUUGUUCGGACCAUCGACCGCCUCAUCGCUGACACGGCGGCCAUCAUCUCAGAGGCAAGGGUCUACGUCUCCAACAGCGACCUCGUGCUAGCAGGGGAAGGCAGCGCAGAGAAUGAUGGCAGCCGUAUUAGGGAGCAUGAGCUGCUGUAUCGCAUCAACGCCCAGAUGAAAGCCUUCCGGAAAGAACUGCAGGCCUUCAUAGACAGACUGGAGGUUCCCAGGCUGGAGGGAAGGGAGAGCGAGGAGUCGCUGUCGAUGUUCCAACCUAUCAUUCUGCUCAUCCUCAUACUUGUGUUGUUCUCCUCCCUAUCGUACGCCACCAUUUUUAAACUAGUCUUUCUUUUUACCCUCUUCUUUGUUCUGUGAUUGGAUGCCCCAUCUCUUUUUCCUCUUCUUCAUGUAAAAUAAUCCCUUCUUUGUUCUUUUCUGUUGAUUUUACUGUUUUUUGUUUUUUUACCUCACCCCCUCACUGCAUUUUUUGUUGCCAAGGCUACCAAAAGCACAGGGGCAGCCCAAGCUGGCGUCCUCGGUAUCCUUUACACAUUCCAGCCUGGAAUCAGUCCCAACACAAGUGUUUCCUAACGCCAUCUAUUCAUCCAUCCAUCGCCGUCACUUGCCAACGAGAAAGUGAAACAAAGAGGACAGAC
This is a messenger RNA of Entelurus aequoreus (snake pipefish), 2588 nucleotides long. Its product is annotated as protein SOGA3-like. The transcript is spliced from 9 exons. The record is from RefSeq and is a predicted model, not a curated record. Lineage: Eukaryota; Metazoa; Chordata; Actinopteri; Syngnathiformes; Syngnathidae. Bases 301 to 2307 code for a protein of 668 amino acids. Gene Ontology annotation, biological process: regulation of autophagy.